AUGAUUGAUGAGGAUUCAAUAUCAGUUGUUAUUACGGCUUCCAAGGAAGUAGAGACCAGUGAUGCAGUGGAAAGUGAUGAAAAUGGUGCGAAAGCUCAGGCAAAGGGUCAUAAGUAUACAAUGUAUACUGUUUUUGUGCGUAAUAUCACGACGGGUGGCAAGUGCGUGGUCAGGAGACGAUACUCGGACUUUUACAAGCUACGCAAGGAGCUGAUGGAGCUUGUGUCCUGGGGUCAUUGUGGCUUCUGUGAGCAGUAUUUGCAGCAGAUUGAAGAGUACCCUUUUCCACGUCGACGAUUGCUACGAUCAAGUCAAGCUGCAGUUGUAAAGGAACGCAUGGAUAGUCUUGGAUUGUUUCUUCGACACAUGCUGCUGUGUAUUAUGGCGCGCAGUUUCGAGAGUUGUUUCCAGGCGUGCGAGAAUAUUGAGAAUUGUAUUUUAAAGUCAUUUCUACAGAUGGAAGAGACCGAGAGUUUGUUUCCCACUAUGACGUCGAAGCAACGUCCUAUUGAGAUUAUACAAGCUAUGGAAGAGAAGCGACAACAGCAAAUUAAAGCUGCAGGACUUCGCACAAAGAGCGUGGCAUGUGCGACAGUGCCAGAUCAAAGUAAUCAGUCCAUGUUAUUACGUCAUGAACGCCAGGUAGGUAUGGAUACGUGUCAUCAUUGUUUGCAAAAAUGGACGCAUUGUUAUUGCAAUAGCGACCAGGACAGCGUGUAUCCUGUCAAUCUUGUUACAGGAGAUAACAGUGAGAUUCCAGUAAAUGAUCGUCCGAGUGUUUCCAAGGUCGAGAGUACUGCAAGUCGAUGUAGUCGUUGUGAAAAGGAUUGGAACCAGUGCUAUUGUUGCCAGCAAGUGUCUCCUACAGUGUCGUCUGUAUGUACAGACCAUGGAGUUACAUAA
Messenger RNA from Peronospora belbahrii, 903 nucleotides. Lineage: Eukaryota; Oomycota; Peronosporomycetes; Peronosporales; Peronosporaceae. The record is from the annotation of a GenBank genome assembly.